Rosa chinensis is the source of this 4019-nucleotide messenger RNA. RefSeq names its product filament-like plant protein 4. Bases 343 to 3678 code for a protein of 1111 amino acids. Lineage: Eukaryota; Viridiplantae; Streptophyta; Magnoliopsida; Rosales; Rosaceae. The record is from RefSeq and is a predicted model, not a curated record. The transcript is spliced from 6 exons.
AUUAUUAUUAUCUUUUAAAAUUGAAAAUGGUUUUUGGAGGGUCUUGCCUUUUAAGUGACACCUAAGUCCGAAUAUUUCACUCUCUCUGGUCUCUACUACGCUCGGUCACUCGCAACCACAACCACCACCACCACCUCUCUCUAGCUUUCUCUCUCUCUCUCUCUCUCUCUCUCCUCUUCCAGAACCUGCAACUCCGUCGGUCAGUUUCUCUCUCCGAUUACCAAAACGAGCCGGAGCAACUGAUUCUGACUUCGGAUCUCCAUUCCGGAUUGUCGGUGAGUGCUCCGACUCUGAUACUCGCUAUCCGAAGCUGCAUUUGCUCCGAGCUUUUAGAGUCUAAAUAUGGACCGACGGAGUUGGCCGUGGAAGAAAAAAUCAUCAUCAGACAAAGCUGCAACCGAGAAGGCCUUAGCAGUAGCAGAGUCUGUGCCGACGCCUCAGGCAGAGAAAGAUAACUACAAGAAACCAAAUUAUGUUCAACUUUCGGUGGAGCAAUAUUCGCAUCUCACUGGUUUGGAGGAUCAAGUGAAGAAUUAUGAGAGUCAAGUGAAGAAUUAUGAGAAUCAAGUGAAUGCAUAUGAGGAUCAAGUGAAGACGUACGAGGACCAAUUUCAGACAUUGGAGGAUCAAAUUACAGAUUUGAACGAACAGCUCUCCACAGCCCACUCAGAGAUCAGUACCCAGGAGGGCCUCGUUAAACAGCAUGCUAAAGUUGCCGAAGAAGCUGUGUCAGGUUGGGAAAAGGCUGAAGCCGAAGCUCUUGCGUUAAAAACUCAUUUAGAAUCUGUGACACUUUUGAAGCUGACUGCUGAAGAUCGGGCAUCCCAUUUAGAUGGUGCUCUCAAAGAGUGCAUGCGACAGAUUAGAAAUCUUAAGGAAGAUCAUGAACAGAAAUUGCAAGAAGUUGUUUUCACCAAAACGAAGCAAUGUGACAAAAUCAAGCAUGAGCUCGAAACAAGGAUAGGUAAUUUAGACCAAGAGCUCCUAAGGUCUGCUGCUGAAAAUGCUGCUAUUUCAAGGUCUUUACAAGAGCGGUCAAACAUGCUAUACAAGAUCAAUGAAGAAAAGUCACAAGCUGAGGCAGAAAUUGAGCGUUUCAAGAGCAACAUUGAAUCUUGUGAAAGGGAAAUAAACUCUCUGAAAUAUGAACUUCAUAUUGCUUCCAAGGAGCUGGAAAUUCGUACAGAGGAAAAGAACAUGAGCGUGAGGUCUGCAGAUGCGGCCAACAAGCAGCAUAUGGAGGGUGUGAAAAAAAUAACUAAGCUAGAAGCAGAGUGCCAAAGACUACGUGGUCUUGUGCGGAAGAAGUUGCCUGGUCCUGCUGCACUUGCCCAAAUGAAGCUUGAGGUUGAGAGUUUAGGCCGAGAUUAUGGAGAAACUCGGUUGAAGAGAUCUCCUGUUAAGGCUUCUAGUCCACAUAUGUCCCAGGUGACUGAGUUUUCCCUUGACAAUGUACAGAAGUUUCAGAAGGAGAAUGAAUUUCUGACAGAACGGUUAUUAGCAAUGGAAGAAGAAACAAAAAUGCUUAAAGAAGCUUUGUCAAAACGUAACAGCGAAUUGCAGGUUUCUAGGAGUAUUUGUGCGAAGACAGUCAGCAAGCUUCAAGCAUUAGAAGCACAGCUUCAAAUCAGUGGUCAACAGAAAGGUUCCCCAACAUCUGUUGUUCACAUCACCACUGAAGGUUCCUUGAGUCAGAAUGAAAGCAAUCCACCAAGUUUCACCUCCAUGUCUGAAGAUGGAAAUGAUGAUGACAGAAGCUGUGCUGAGUCUUGGGGCACAACAUUGAACUCUGAUGUCUCACACAUCAAGAAGGAGAAGAACAAUGAAAAGUCGAGCAAAGCUGAAAAUCAAAAUCAUUUGAAUCUUAUGGAUGACUUUCUGGAGAUGGAGAAGUUGGCUUGCUUGCCUAAUGACUCAAAUGGAGAUCUCUCUGUUUCAGAUAGUCCAAACAAUAAGACAUCUGAAAUAGAGACCAAUGACACAUCAGGAGAAGUCACUGCCGCAAAAGAUAUACAAUCUGAGCAGCAGCAUGAUUCAAGUCCACUGGCAAAGCAUCAAGCAUCUUCCAAUGGGAACCUGACAGUGCUCAGUCCUGGAGCUAAUGAAAACAAGCUGCCUCUGGUGAAGCUCCGAUCAAGAAUCUCGGUGCUGUUAGAGUUAUUAUCCAAGGACACUGAUUUUGGUAAAGUUAUUGAGGAUAUCAAGCAUGUGGUUCAGGAAGCACAAGAUACUCUGUACCCUCACACUGUAAACUGUGUUUCUGAAGAAAUUCACAGCUCUGAUGCCAUAUGUGAUAGGCAGGCACACCCUGAGGGCUCUGUUCUAACUACAGAAAAGGAAAUCACAGCCAAAGAGACCAUGACUGCAAUAACUGAAGAACUGGCAUCUGCCAUAUCCUUGAUCCAUGACUUUGUGCUGCUCUUAGGAAAAAAAAUGGUGGGAGUGCAUGACACAUUUCCUGAUGGCAAUGAAUUAAGUCAGAAGAUUGAAGAAUUUUCUGGCACAUAUAGUAAAGUUAUUCAUGGGAACUUGAGUUUGGUUGAUUUGGUUCUUGACCUUUCUCAUGUGUUAGCAAAUGCCAGUGAACUCAAGUUUAAUGUUAUAGGUUUCCAGGGUGUUGAAGCAGGAAGGAAUAGUCCUGAUUGUAUUGACAAGGUAGCCUUACCAGAGAAUAAGGUAGUUGAGAAGGAUUCAUCAGAAAGAUAUCAAAAUCAUUGUGCCGACAUUUCUAAUCAUUCUAACCCUGAAGUUCCUGAUGAUGGAAAUCUAGUCUCCAGCUUUGGGUCAAAUGCCACCCCAUGCAAAAUCUCAGUGGAGGAGUUUGAGCAAUUGAAAUCAGAGAAAGAUAACCUGUCUAUAGAUUUGGCAAGAUGCGCGGAAAAUCUGGAGAUGACUACGUCCAAGUUACAGGAAACCGAGCAGCUUCUUGCAGAAGCUAAAACACAAUUUGCUUCUGCUCAAAAUUCAAACAGCUUAAAUGAGACGCAGCUGAAAUGUAUGGCAGAAUCAUACAGGUCACUGGAAUCACGAGCCCAUGAGUUAGAAACUGAACUGAAGCUACUACAAGUCAGAACUGAAACUCUGGAAACGGAGCUGCAAGAAGAACAGAGGAAUCAUCAAGAUGCUUUGGCUAGAUGCACAGAACUUCAAGAAGAGUUGAAAAGGCAGGAGACCUUAGCAGCCGAGACAGCAGCCGAGACGGAAUUCAAGACCAAACAGGACAUGGAAUUGGCGGAUGCAGCAGAGAAGCUUGCCGAGUGUCAAGAAACCAUAUUUCUUCUCGGCAAGCAGUUGAAAUCUUUGCAUCCUCAACCAGAGACCAUGGGAUCUCCAUACAGUGAGAGGAGUCAAAAGUUUGAAGGGUUCACUGAGGAUGAACCCACCACUACCAAAGCCAUGAAUUUGCAUGACUCGGAUCAAGCUGAGAUUGAAGGUGCUGCUUCUCCCAAUGUUCUUAGAGCGGGUGGCGAGUCACCCAUCUAUCUGUACAAUGCCCCAUGCAGCCCAUCUGAUACAGAUGGGAACAAUCUCUUGAAAUCUCCUGGCAAUGCCAAAACCUCAAAACACAGGCCCACAAAGUCGAGUUCCUCAUCUGGCGGCUCUUCUAACCCAACACCGGAGAAACAUCCACGCGGAUUCAGCAGGUUUUUCUCCUCCAAAGGAAAGAAUGGUUACUAGGCUUGCAGCUCGAGAGCCUGGAUCAAUGUGAAAGACUGGUGAAAGUAAUAAUUAGAAGAAGCACCAAAGAUGGAGACCUCCUUCAUUCGUGUUAUAGACAUCAUUUCUGGGAAUUCCCAGGUGUGAAGAAGCUUUAAUAUGAGGGGGAUGGAUACUUGUGGAGAAGGUUAGGUGGUAAUUUUGUAACUAGUGGCUGUAUAUGAUAUCCAUAUCUGUUAAUUUGUUAUUCUCUUCUGUAUUUUGUUCAAUUGAGAACGAUGGCAUAGUUUAUGAAGUGUUUCGAAACAGCUUGAAUACAAUGUGUGUCACCGUUUUUUUAUAAAUGAACGUUUCCUUCUUCU